CCGUCUAGUUGUAAAACUCGUCAUCAAAAGGACUCAAUUCUUCUUUGCAUUUGAUUCCUUUCACUCCGGUACAUCCGACCAUGCAAGACCCGAGCAUGGAAACCGAAGAAUGGCAAGGCGACUUCAACCCCAUGGCCGACCCCGACGAACGCAAACACCUCCUCUCCGUCCUCGAGUCCUUCCGCUCCUACCGCCGCCUCGCCCACUUCAACGGCACCCACGUGCGCCGCCAAGCCUUCUACUCCCUCCCCUCCUUGCACUGGACCCUCCUCUCCCAACCCCCCUUUUCCAUCCUGGACUCGCUCUCCAAACUCGACGACCUGAUCGACUCCAACGCAAAACUCGCCGAAGCCAUCUUCACCCACGGAUUCCGCAACUUCCUAGCCCCGACGCUGGACAGCGAGUGGGUCGCGACCAUCGUGCCGGAGAAGUACGCGCACGAUGAGUUUGAGGUGUAUUCCGCCGUGAUGAGGCAUCUCGACGUGCAAUUGAGUCCGAAUGACGUCGACAAGGCGCGGAGUUGCGUGAAUCAGUUUUACCGCGAGUGGAGUGCUGAGGGGGCCGUGGAGCGGUCAAGAUGCUUCGAUCCUAUAUUAAAAACCCUCGAAGAUGACUUCCACAAACGCGCUGCGACGUCCCCCGGAGUGCAAAAAUCCGAUAUCAAGGUCCUGGUCCCGGGCGCUGGCCUCGGCCGUCUCGUCUUCGAUAUCUGUCGCGCCGGCUACUGCGUCGAGGGGAACGAGAUAUCCUAUCACGAGUUGCUGGCGAGCUCGCUCGCACUGAAUCACAUGGAGAAGGUGGAGCAGUUUACGAUUGCUCCAUUCGCAAUCAACUGCUCGAAUCACGUUUCUCGCGCUGAUCAGUUCCGGACGUAUAAGAUCCCGGACGUGCAUCCUGGGUCUGAAUUGAAGAAGGAGAAGGAGAAUGGGCCCGCCGUUGAAGCUUCGGAGCGGAUGAGCAUGUCCAUGGGGGAUUUCUGCGUCGUGUAUAAUGAUAAGGAUAGUCGUGAUCGGUUCGAUGCUGUGGCGACUGUGUUCUUCAUCGACACUGCGCCGAAUGUUAUUCGGUACGUUGAGGCGGUUCGGAAUUGUCUCAAGCAAGGAGGCUUGUGGAUUAAUCUGGGUCCGCUUCUGUGGCAUCAUGCAUCCCGUGGACAGCCAUCUGGUGAUGACAACGGCGAUGACUCGAAGAAGGGGAAGUCCGAUGCUGAUACUGGUAUUGCGGAACCUGGAUCGGUGGAACUAACCGAUGAGGAGGUCGUGGCGUUGGUGGAGCACUUUGGGUUCAAGAUAGAGAAGCAUGAGACGGGAGUGUUUGAGACGGGAUAUAUCUCUAAUUCAAGGAGUAUGCUGCGGAGUACAUAUUGGCCUUCGUUCUGGAUCGCACGGAAACAAUGAUACCCACCUGGUGUAAUCAGCCUGCAGACAUUUUCCCAAGACCCCUAUUGAAGGGCCAAUUCGUAGAAAUAGAUUCAAGAAAGGAGUCCAAGUACUGGUAUAUGAGUCUAUAGUCUAUACUUUAUCCGGUCAC
Westerdykella ornata is the source of this 1530-nucleotide messenger RNA. RefSeq names its product methyltransferas-like protein. The record is from RefSeq and is a predicted model, not a curated record. Gene Ontology annotation, molecular function: S-adenosylmethionine-dependent methyltransferase activity. The transcript has 2 exons. NCBI's taxonomy places the organism in Eukaryota, Fungi, Ascomycota, Dothideomycetes, Pleosporales, Sporormiaceae. Bases 81 to 1397 code for a protein of 438 amino acids.